This is a messenger RNA of Mycosarcoma maydis (corn smut), 4839 nucleotides long. RefSeq lists its product as uncharacterized. Gene Ontology annotation, cellular component: endomembrane system; membrane. Bases 1 to 4839 code for a protein of 1612 amino acids. The transcript is spliced from 2 exons. Gene Ontology annotation, molecular function: calcium:proton antiporter activity. Gene Ontology annotation, biological process: intracellular calcium ion homeostasis; calcium ion transmembrane transport. NCBI's taxonomy places the organism in Eukaryota, Fungi, Basidiomycota, Ustilaginomycetes, Ustilaginales. The record is from RefSeq and is a predicted model, not a curated record.
AUGUCUGCCUCACGCGGUGCUCACGCUUCAGCCCCUCCGCCCACCGAAGAGCGUCAUCACAGCGACGAUUCUCACAACGCAUCGCUCAGCACCACUCCCAAGCAGAGUCACAUGCUCACGUCCAAUCCUUCCUCCGCCUCGAAACCUGACCCAACUACAGCCUCGCUUCGACCCAGCAACAACAGCCUUCGUCCUGCCAUCAUCCCUCACGAUACCCCUAGCGCUCCAACCCAACGUCAACAGCAGUCUUCCCUCUCGUCCUAUUCCACCGCCUCUGACAAACGCACUGCGUCCUACGAUGACGUCAACCCCUCGAACAUCGCUCGCGCUCAGCCUAGUUCGCUGCUCCCAACACCACAGACGCGUCCUUCCCUGCCGAGGCAAGCUUCUCACACCCAGCGUUCCGUCUCUUACGCGACCUCGGAUCUCGAAACCGUCUCAGCCUUGUCGGCUUCCGAAUACAGCUCAGCUGGCGAAGACGAUGCUGACCAAUGGCAACGUAGCCAACUCCGAGGUCGUCCCAUCGAUAACGCCUUUCGUCAAGCUACCACCAUCGGCCGCUCCGGCUUGCUGGUUGAACCUUCCCGUUCAGCUAGCGCCAUGACCUCGGCCAGCGCCAACAAACCGCGUCGUCCCUCUGCUCACAACAGAGACUCGAGCAAACCUCGCAGACACAGCAAGGCCUACCGCGCCAAUGAUGACUACCUCAGCCCCGCAGACGAUGACCGCUACGGACCCUUGGACGAUCAAGACGACGAAGUCGAACCCCAUGACCGAGGCGAGGAGCUCGUUCGUCGUCGAAUGAAGGCUCGUCAGCGCGAAAAAGCCUUGCGUAAGAAGGCCGAAAAGGAGCGUUCUCGUCAGUCAAUCGCCGCCUGUGCCCCUACCACCAACAACGCUCAGAGCAGCAACGCUCCCCUUCCUUCUCCAAGCCCCAAGCCUACCUCGACCCUCCUCGGUCAGCGCUCCACUUCGCCUUCGCCCAGACCCGAUCGAUCAGCACGUCCCACCACGAUCAUGCUGCCUCCUCCUGCAUUCGGCAACCAACAGCCAGCCUCGCUUUCUCCCUCCUCGGUCCCUCCGUUUCCAAGCCCUGGCGCGCCUUCGAGUAGGCUCUCGUCCGCAGCCGCUUAUCCUUCUCCACACGCUCACAUCCGUCGUCCCAGUUCCACCAACGCUCAGAAUCGCUUUAGCGCUAUCAGUCAUGCUCAGCAGAGCGCCGUCGGCCCUAGGAGCGCGUUCCAACCUCCUCAAUCCGCUUCCAACACUCACGACUUUUUCGCUGCCGCCGGCCCUGCUUUCAGCACCGGCCGUGCCGCUACCGAUGCAAGCUCCAGCAUGACUGGCAGCGUUCGCGCCGAUGAUGACCACGACGAGGACCGCGACACCAUCGCCAGUCUUGCCAAUCGUCGUCAUCGCGACGAUGCCGACAACCCCACCGGCGAGGCUGCCCAACUCGACGACGACGACAACGUCGACGACAUGGAUGCCGAUUACAACGACGACGGGCAAGCCGCCAAUGGUGGCGAAGACGACGACGAAGAUGAUGAUGAUGACGACGACGAUGACGACGACCAGGACGUCGAGUACACGCUCAAAGAUCGUCAGGACGCCAUCAACAUUGAACAUCCCUUUGGUCUGCCCAUCUGGAAACCUGCGCUUUACAAAAAGUCGCGUUCCGUUACACGCAAUGCCGAGAUUGCCCUGCACUCGAUUCCCAGCGCUGCCGCAGAGCGCCAUCUCCUACCUGGCAACAUUCUCUGGACCAUCUUUUUCGGUUCUUGGCUCUCGCUCAUCUGCUACAUUUUUUCCAUCUUGAUCAAUGUUGUGCCCUUGGGCGGCUCCAGAUAUGCGCGAGUCGUGUGGGAGCUCGGUGGAUACCUCUUCUGGCCAUUUGGCAAGUAUGUCGAAGUCGAGGUCUCACCCGAUAGCGCUGACCGGUUUUCCGGUGCUACUCACAACGCGGCGGACGCCGAGACCCAGUGGGUUGAGAACUCGUUUACGCCCGUCGCAGCUCGUUUCCCUCAUGAUCAUGCUCAUGUUGUUCCCUUCAACUCGCGUCCCGAAUCGCUUCUCUCGACGCCUCGAGACAAGCUCGGAAAUAGUCAGCACGACACGAUUCGUGCAGACGACAGCACACGCCAGGCUGCCGAUGCUGGCUCCUCGAGCGGUUCCGAGGCGCGCAGAUCUACUCCGCGUGCCUCUGAGCACGCCGAGUCCAGCCGCACCUCGCAGCAGGAGCAGGAGGAGACCAGCUCGCUCAAAGGCAAGGCCAAGGCGAGCGAUUACGGCUCUAUCUACGACUCGCAGGCGGGACAACAGCUCACCGAUCUCGAACGCAUCGAGGCCGAGCAGCGCGUCUAUGGCUACGUCGACGACCAGAACGGCAUCGAUGUCGGCGCUUCCCAGCGUCUCGGUGGACGAGUGGCGUUUGCCAUCUUUUACGGUAUGUUCCUGUUCCCGUUCAUGGGUCUCGUCUGCCUUGCAUGCUGGGGUAUGGUGUUUCCCAUCCCUAUGGCCAAGCUCACCUGGGUCUUGCUCAAGAACCUCGCUACUCGGCCCUUGGCUCUGCACUUUCGUUCGGCUCCAGGCAUGGAAAAGCAGCACCACCGCCACCACCAACACGGCGAGAUCGACGAGAUUGCUGGUGCUGCCAAAAAGUUUUUCCUGCCUCUCAAGCCUGGUGAGCCCGCGCCGCGUCCCAAAUCCAUCAACGCAGGCAAACUGACGCUCCAACGACGCAGCAACAUCUUGCUCUGCACCUACCGUGCCGUUGGCGGCCAGUACUACAAAUACACGGUCGGCGGUGUCAACAUCUUGUUUGUCAACACGCUUCCUUUGGUAUUUUUCACCAUCAUCGACUUUUUCAUCAUCGAACGCUAUGUUGAACACCACGCUAUCACACACGGCUUUUUGGCCUUCAUCUCGGGUCAAGGCGUCAUCUUUAUGCUUGCGCUCGGCAGUGUCAUUCCGCUGUCGUACUUCAUUGGCAUGGCCGUGGCGAGCAUCAGUGCUCAGAGCAGUAUCGGCAUGGGCGCCGUUAUCAACGCUACAUUCGGUUCCAUCAUCGAAAUCAUCCUGUAUGCCAUCGCACUGACGCAGGAGAAGGCGAGGCUGGUCGAAGGUUCGCUCAUCGGCUCCAUUCUGGCCGGUGUGCUGCUCAUGCCUGGUCUCUCCAUGUGCUCGGGUGCCACUAGGAGGAAGGAACAGCGCUUCAACGCCAGGUCUGCCGGUGUAACGAGCACCAUGCUGAUCAUGGCCAUCAUUGGUAUCUUGACGCCGACGCUCUUUUACCAGAUCUACGGUACCUUCCAGCUCACCUGCGAGGGCUGUCCGGCUGGCAGCGUCCCUGGAGAGAGUUGGAGCUGCCGUCGAUGCUUCUACGAGCAUGUACCCCCGGCUACCGAUCCUUUCUUCCAGAACAACGUCCGUGGUCUCAUGUAUACGUGCACUGUCAUCUUGGUGCUAUCGUACGGAGUCGGCUUGUGGUUCUCGUUGCGUACGCAUGCCUCACAGAUCUGGCAGAACCCUCAGCCGGUGCAUCCCGGUCAGAAUAUGGUGGCGAACCAAGCGACGCUGGCCCACCUGCCAUCGGCGCAACGUGCCUCGAUCUACAAGAGGCUCGUACCGGCAGCAGUGAUGCAGCAGCUGUUGCCGACAACGCAUCCUGCCGGUGGUGCCGCUGCCGAACGUGGCGGUGGUGCUGUGCAUGGACACUCGUCGGCAAUCAGUGCGGCGGGGUCGGCUCCUGGUACUGUCAAGGGGCCUUCGUUUGGGCAUGCGCGUCAGGGUACGGAUGCUACGCAGGACGGUCCGCGACCGUUGCAGCUGCCAGAACACUUCAGCCAGGAGGAAUACGAUCGCGCUGUGGCGCUUACUACCUCUGCGUUCCACAAUGUACUACAGCAGCAACAGCGACGGUACGAUCAGCAGGCGGCCAACACGGCUGGUGGCGAACGCGAUCAUCUUCGUCACCACCAGGCGCAGGCGCAGGUGCAGCACGGCAAACAUGUAUCCAUGCACGAGGAAGCAGCCGUCAACGAGGAGGACGAAGGUCACGGAGGACACGAUGCACCCUCGUGGUCGAGAGGUACGUCGCUGACGGUGCUGCUGUCGUGCACGGUGCUGUACGCGAUCAUUGCCGAGAUCCUGGUGGAUGUGGUGGAUGUUGUGCUGGAUGGGUCUGGGAUCGACGAAAAGUUUUUGGGAAUCACCUUGUUCGCGCUGGUGCCCAACACGACCGAGUUUAUGAACGCCAUGUCGUUUGCGAUUAACGGCAAUAUUGCGCUGUCGAUGGAGAUCGGAUCUGCAUAUGCGCUUCAGGUGUGUCUGAUCCAGAUCCCGGCAAUGGUGGUGUUUUCGGCGUACUACAACUCGGGUAUCUCGGACGAGCUGAACCUGAUCCAUCGGAGCUUUACGCUCAUCUUUCCACGAUGGGAUGUGAUCGCGAUCAUCUUUUCGGUGUUCCUGCUGACGUAUACGUACAUUGAGAGUCGCUCAAAUUACUACCGCGGAACAAUCUGUAUUUUGAGCUACAUGGUUUUGGUUGCUGGCUUUUACUUUGCGCCGGCAACGGGGGAUGUGGAGGAUCCGGGCGAUGACAAUCGUGGGUUGCGAGCAGGGAUCGAGGUGGGUAAGGCCAUGUUUGCGGUUCACGACGGCAGGUUUGGUGCGCAAGUGGCAGGCUGGACUCGAGCCAGUGCUGCGCUAGCCUUCGGAGGGACCAGAAGCCAUGCCGCGCUAACGAGCGACAUGCUGCCUGACAUUCCGGCAUGGUUGCCACACCUCGAUCUCGCGCAUUGGACAUACGCGCUGUACGCCUCCUUGUGGUCCCGAUAG